Messenger RNA from Hevea brasiliensis (rubber tree), 1456 nucleotides. RefSeq names its product insulin-degrading enzyme-like 1, peroxisomal. The record is from RefSeq and is a predicted model, not a curated record. The coding region runs from base 132 to 1436 and encodes 434 amino acids. Lineage: Eukaryota; Viridiplantae; Streptophyta; Magnoliopsida; Malpighiales; Euphorbiaceae. Gene Ontology annotation, cellular component: cytosol; mitochondrion. Gene Ontology annotation, biological process: peptide catabolic process. Gene Ontology annotation, molecular function: metal ion binding; metalloendopeptidase activity. The transcript is spliced from 14 exons.
GCUGAGCUUUUGCUUCGUAUCUUCACAAUAAUACACCACAGCGAAGGCUUACGUUUACUCUGUUUUUCUCCUUCUCUCUCUCCAAACCUCUCUCUUCUCCGCUCUCUGAAAAACAAAUUGUAGGGACCAGAAUGGCGACGGAGGUGGAGGUGGAGGUGGAGAUAGUGAAACCGCAUACUGACAAGAGAGAGUAUAGGAGGAUCGUUCUUAAGAACUCUCUUGAAGUGCUCCUCAUCAGCGAUCCCGAUACCGAUAAGAGCGCUGCUUCCAUGAAUGUUGGUGUAGGCUACUCCAGCGACCCCGUCGGCCUCGAAGGACUCGCCCACUUUCUCGAACAUAUGUUGUUUUAUGCUAGUGAAAAAUAUCCAAUGGAGGGUAGUUAUUCGAAGUACAUUUUGGAGAAUGGAGGCCAGUACAAUGCAUGUACAUCUUAUGAGCACACCAACUACCAUUUUGAAGUUAAUAGUGAUUGUUUUGAGGAGGCUUUAGACAGAUUUGCACAAUUCUUUCUUGGACCAUUGUUGUCAGCUGAUGCAACCAUGAGGGAAAUUAAAGCUGUUGAUUCAGAGAAUGAGAAAAAUUUAUUGUCUGAUGGUUGGAGAAUGCCCCAGCUUCAGAAACAUCUCAGUGAUGAAAAACACCCAUAUCAUAAAUUUGGUACAGGGAAUUGGGAAACUUUGGAAGUUCAACCAAAAGCAAAGGGCUUGGAUACAAGACAUGAGCUUAUCAAAUUUUAUGAAGAAAAUUAUUCUGCCAACCUCAUGCAUCUGGUGAUAUAUGCAAAAGAAAACCUUAAUGCAAUUCAAAGCAUUGUUGAGCACAAAUUUCAAGAAAUUAGAAGCAAUAAUCGAGAUUAUAUUUCUUUUCCUGGUCAACCAUGCACAUCUAAACACUUACAGAUACUUGUUAAAGCUGUCCCAAUAGAACAAGGUCACAAAUUGAGAAUUGUAUGGCCUAUAACUCCAAGUAUUCUUCACUACAAGGAAGGACCAUGCUACUAUCUAAGUCAUCUUAUUGGCCAUGAAGGAGAAGGAUCUUUGUUUUCCAUCUUGAAAUCAUUGGGAUGGGCUAUAAGUUUGUAUGCAAAUGAAGAGGGUUGGAAUCGGGAGUUUUCUUUCUUCAAAGUGACAAUUGAUCUUACUGAUGAUGGUCAUGAACACAUGAAAGAUGUUGUAGCUUUGUUGUUCAAAUACAUUCACCUUUUACAAGAAUCUGGUGUUCGCAAAUGGAUAUUCGAUGAGCUUGCUAGUAUUUGUGAGACAAAUUUUCAUUAUCAAGACAAAAUCUCUCCAAUCUAUUAUGCAAUUCAAAUUGCAUCAAAUAUGCAGUUAUAUCCUCCAAAGGAUUGGCUAGUUCAAUCCUCCAUGCCUUCCAAAUUCAACCCAAGCAUAAUUCAUUCAGUGAUAAAUCAGCUUUCUCCAACCAAUGCCCGGUAAGUUUAUUAGUGCAUUUAAAA